This is a messenger RNA of Patella vulgata (common limpet), 7416 nucleotides long. RefSeq names its product S-adenosylmethionine sensor upstream of mTORC1. The coding region runs from base 295 to 1749 and encodes 484 amino acids. The record is from RefSeq and is a predicted model, not a curated record. NCBI's taxonomy places the organism in Eukaryota, Metazoa, Mollusca, Gastropoda, Patellidae. The transcript has 4 exons. Gene Ontology annotation, biological process: negative regulation of TORC1 signaling.
UCAUCGAGGACGGAUCAUUUCCUAUGCAAAUUGUUUACUGCCUUGUGAGAUGUAAGAAAACAGCGAUAACAGCAAAAUCGUUCCGCUUUAAACAAAACAAUUCAACUGACACGGACAGCACCAUUAAGCAAUAAGAAUAAAAACAGUUAAACGGAAGAGAGAAGUAGGUAAUUUCGUGUAUCUUACCUCAUGUGACAGUUGCCACGAACCAAAGCCAACGAUGAUGGAGAUUUCCAUGAAGUUUGGGAAUCACACUGUCAGAAUAAGGAACUGCUGGCAGAAUAUGCUGAUGCAAUGCACCAGUUGGCAACAGACCAUUGGGAACGGAAGCGAGAAACACGUAUUGAUUGGUGCUAUGAAACAAUCAUGUCAUAUUUUCAUCAUGGUGGAUUGAAAAAGAUUUUUGAAAAAGAAAUUAAAAAGUUAGGCCUGGCGAAGGCAGAAUCAAGUGAUGCAACAGUAGCAUUAGAUCAAAGUUCAGAUGCAUCGUUUGUGCACAUGAGGGACACCACUGAGAAUCUGAGUCAAAAUUCGAGUUCUAACUCAACUAGUUGUGAUAUGUCGACCGCAAAUGCUGUUGUUUUUAAUUCUGUCGAUUUUGAGGACAGUUCUUGGGAAGAAAUUUCUAUAAAUGUAGUUCCAAGUCUGGAUAACAGUGAUACUGCUAACCAAUCACAAGAUAACGCUAAAACGAACCAGACCAGAAGUUUAGAUUCCGCUAAAACAAAUACGAUCAGAAGUUUAGAUUCUUCUAAAACAAAGAAGACCAGAAGUUUAGAUUCUGCUAAAACAAACAAUACCGGCAGUUUAGAUUCCCAAGGAAGGAUUACCAGUUCUGAUGUUCCACAUGUUUCUUCAUUAAUGGAUUCUAUUCUUCAAGACUGUAAUGCCAGUUCCAUUAAUUCUGAAAGUAUUGAAAGUUCAGAGGAAUCGGCUGUGCUGAUUAUUUCUGAUACUGAAACUAAUAGUGAAAGUUCAAAUGGUACCAAUAAAGAACAGAAUCAUACUUCCAAUCAACCUUGCCUAUUAUAUAAUCAAAUAACUCUUCCAUUUAAAGGCAAAAUCCGUCUGCUAGAUGUGGGUAGCUGCUACAAUCCUUUUAUUGAGUUUGAUGAGAUACAUGCUGUUGGUAUUGAUAUCAGUCCAGCUAAACCAAGUGUUUAUCAUUGUGAUUUCCUCAAUCUAGAAACAUCGGAACCACUACAGUUGGCUGCCGAUACCCUGGAUACUUAUAUCAGUGGUUUAAAAGAUCCAAUCGAAAAACUUCCACGGGAUAUUUUCCACGUCUGUGUAUUUUCAUUACUGUUAGAGUAUUUUCCGUCACAUUAUCAACGUUGGAUGUGUUGUCAAAAAGCGUGGGAGCUGCUUGUUUUGAAUGGAAUUUUAAUCAUUAUAACCCCGGACUCGCACGGCCAGCAUCGAAAUGCCCCGAUGAUCAAAAGCUGGAAAAUGGCCAUUGAAUCAAUGGGUUUUAAGAGAUGGCGUUACGUGAAGAAAGAACACAUACAUUGUAUGGCAUUUAGGAAAGUUGAAAAACCAGAAAAAAAUGAUUGUCUUAUUAGUGAUGUUACCCCAGAUCUUAUGUACAUUCCUCAAGAUUAUAAAAACUCGGAAUAUGGUGAAUCGUUUAAACCUUAUGCACCUUUUACUGUCGAGGACGAGGAAUUCUUUCGAGCGACUAUGCAAGAAUUGCCCGUUUAUCCUUCUGAUGACGACAGUAUUGAGACCAGUGAGGAAUAUAUUCAAUAAUUAUUCCAUUCAUCAUUUUUUUUCAUUAUUUUAUUUAUGUCCAAUCUAAUUAAAACACAGAUCCUAUUUCGUUUUCCUUAUUAUAAUUCAAUAUUUUGUUUUACUUGUUUACCCUACACCAGGAUCUGAUGUGAUGUUAAGUUGAGUUGCUAUUAGGUCAUGUACAGAAAAAAAAUGUAUUUUCGAAUAGUUACUUGGAACACUGACCCUGAUUGGUUAAUUAAAUGACUGACAUCAUAUGGUCAAAAGUAGCUUAUCCUGACGUGACCUCUGAAAUAACUGAUCAGAUCUUCAUACAGUAGAGGCCAUCGAAAGUAUAAAAGUAGGAGUGUAAAUAUAGAUCUGUAUUUUAAUCAAAUUUAUCUGUGUCAUACAUGGAUAAAGUAGAUUGAAGAAAGCUCCAACCCCUCGGGCCUCUUUUUCAUAAUCCGUCUAAUACCGGUAGGAGAAAAAAAAGAAUUUUGUACAUUGUUUUAAGAUUUCAACAUAUCAACUCUGACAACUGCUGUACAUGUAUUUUUUUUUUAUAUAGAAAAAUAACAAAUUGUACUUUAUGUGGUUUUAAAGUGGCAUAGUACUUAGAUGUAGAUUUACAGAGAUAAAAUGAUUGUUUGGAAUUUUCAAAAUAUCAACCCUGACAAAUGCUGAAAAUCUUUUUUAUAUAUACAGAAAAAUUACAAAUUAUAAUUCUUGUGGUUUUAAAUUGGCAUAAGUACUUAGAUAAAAAAAAAAAAAAGAAUCUGUCAUAGUGCAUAAAAAUGUGGGCUUACCAACUGUAAUCUGCAUUUUAUUUCUGUGCAUGGAUCAAACAUAAGGGGAAGAGUAGGCCUAUCUGAGACUGUUGACAUAUUGUAUGUGGACAUUAGAUUUUUUUGGUGCAAGCUCUUCAGAAUCAGUUUAAUGCUGGAAUCAGUAGAUGUACACUUUGUUUUGAAACCUAUUUUAAAAUAUUUUUAUAUCAGGCCAUAGAAAAAAUUUCUGGUUCUCAGAUAUCGCUGUGUGGCUUAAGAGGGUCUGCUUGGCCUGUUUUUAUUUGAAAAAUUAAAGAUGAAAAAAAUCCUUAUUGAUGACCUCGUGUUGAUGUGACUCAUUAACUGCUUAAUUUUUAAAGAUGUUUAGGUCCAAUCUGUAGUGGAUGACAAUUGUCCUGUGAAUUACGCCUAGGAGAACGAAAUGUCUGAAAUUAUACUCAUUGGGAGAUGGGAGAAGCAAAAUUCAUAUUGGAUAAAAAAAUCUGUGCUUUCGUCACUUUACCCAGACAAAAAUUUAAGAAUUAGUAUAUUCCUGUAAACAUUAUGAAUAAACAGAUGAUGAUAUAAAUUUAGUACCUUGGAAUGUGAUGUUUGUGAUCAAACAUUAAGUUAUACGUAAUUUGAUCAAAUUUAAACAUAAAAAUAAACACAUCCCUUCCACAUCAGAUUUGUCUGAGAACCUGAUUUUCUUUUUAGAAGGGCCUUUAUAAUGCCUUUAUGGUUGUGUUAAAGAUAUAGUUUUUGUUAUAUAUUAAUUUUAUUGUAUGUUUUUAUUUUAAUCUGCUUUGUGUGAAUAUUACUGUACUGCUGAUCCCCGGUGCCACCUCAAUAUUAUGAAAUUAUCGAAAUAUGAAAAUUAGUACAUUUUAUCUUAAGGCCAAACCAAUUUUGCUUCAGGAACAAAUAUAUUUGGCUGCUUUUCUCAAAUAUUUUUUUAAGUCCAAAUAUUUAACUUUUGAAACAGAAAAUUAAAUAGGUUUGGCCAUUAUGUAUUUCUUUAAAACAUGUAGUUUGAACACACACAUCCUGUUGGGUAGCAGUAAUAUUUACACAUGUUUAUACAAUGUACCUUAAUUCAGCGUGCUUGUUUUUUAUACUCUAAUUAAUUUUAUUAUAAUGAAUUUGAUAUUUGACACAUGUAAAUUGAUUAUGUGGUACUUGGAAAUAGGGUUUUAAAACAGUGGUUCCUUUAAUUCUAUCUAUUAACAACUAAUAGAUCACCAACUUAAAAGGGUAUUAUGCAACAGUAAAUCUGCCUAUUGCAGGUCUUUCUUUAGGGGUAAAAUGUUAUCUAAAUUAUUAAUUAGACAUUAAUUAACUUACCAAGACUAUAAUAAACCCUCGAUAUUUAGUAGAUUUGAAUAUGUUUCGCGGUUGGUGAAAUAACUGUAAAAUGCAUAAUCAAGACUUUUAUUAUCGUAACAACGCUAGCAAUCGAGGCUACAGUGUUAGUGUAUCACUGAUAACAGGCUCAGAGUGAAGUAAUUUAACUGUAAUCUUCAACAUGUCCCCAUUUCAUUAUCUAUUUUUGUACACCCACAUUUUCAUUAAGACAUAUAAUAUGAUCGCUCCUGUCUAUCCUUGUUCCCUGACAAGGACAGCUGUCUAGUCCUUUGGAUGAGACGAAAAACCGAGGUCCCGUGUAUACAUUGGAAUGCACGUAAAAGAUCCCUUGGCAGUUGGAAUUCGAUAUAAGAGUAGGCGAUAGUGCCGCUGCCCGGGCAAAAUUUCCCUCAUAGCACACUGUAUGGCGUAUGCCCGUCUUCAUUAGCCCAGUAUAGGAGCAGAACAGUAGGACGUUAAACCCCAUUUCAUUUCAUUUCAUUUCCAUCUGUUCACAUUUGUUUGUGGACACUUUACAGGUUACAAUUUUAUCCGAUUGUGAUGAAACUUGAAAUAUAGGUCUGACUCCCAAAGAUCUUGAUUCCUUUUGAUAUUUGCAUGGCCCCUGAUUGUACAAAAAAUCAUGUUUUUAGCUUGUGAAAACUCUAGAGGUCACAAUUUUCAUCUGAUUUUGAUGAAACUUGAAAUGCAUGUUAAUAACCCACAGAUCUUGGUGCCUUUCGAUAUUCGCAUAAUCGGAUCGUAAAUUCCGGAAUUAUGGCCCCUAAUUGUAUGAAAAAUCACAUUUGUUUGUGGACACUCUACAGGUCACAAUUAUUAUCUGAUUUAAAAAACGUUUUAAUAUAUCACCGUUACAUCGUAAUAUCGGUUGAGUUCGAAUUUCCUGAAAAUCUGACCAAAAACGGCCGCCCCUUGUAAGCAAAUAGUGUAACUAUAUGGUAUAUCAAGGAUGUGGACCCUUGUAAAAAUAUGGUAUAUCAUGGUUAUGAAAACUCUAUAGGUCAAAAUUUUGAUCUGAUUUUUAUGAAACUUGAAAUACAUGUCUAUAACUCAAAGAUCUUGGUUCCUUUCGAUAUUCGCGCAUAUCGGAUUUUAACUUUCUUAAUGGUCCUUGAUUAUACGAAAAAUCGUGUUUUUAGCUUGGGGUCCCUCUAGAGGUCACAAUUAUUAUCCGAUUUUAAAACUGUUUAAAUAUAUCACCAUUCCACCAUAAUGAAGGUUGAAUUCGAAUUUCGAGAAAAUCGAAACGAAACUCCCCAACAAAAUGGCAGCUGCAUGCAAAUUGUGUAAAAGUAUGUAAUGUGAAGGUUGUGGAUCCUCUAGAGGUCACAAUUUUUAUCCGACUAUGGCCCCUGAUUGUACGAAAAAUCAGUUUUGUUUUUAGCUUGUUCUCUAUCCAUCUCUUCAAAAUGUGGGCGUAUCUUGCCUGGCAACCGCUGAUUUAACUAUUAUAGCAAGAACUGUCAGCUCUUUAUCUAAUCUUACCUAAUGCCCCUUUAAUAACUAGAAAUAUGAUUUUAAAGGAGUGGUUUCUUUUAUUCCAUUUGUUAAAGAUGGGUUCCCAGAAAAGUAUUUAUCGGGUGGUUAUUUCCAAUAAAUGUAUGGCAAUUUUGGUAUAUAUGGAAAGUAGAGAUAUCCAAUCUUACUAGAAAAAUACUGGAUUCCCCGAAAAACAUUCAUGGAGCGUAUACAGGACAAAAAUGUAAGGGUUCCCCUAAUCGACGGGCUGUUGAUUAGGAACAUUGAGCGCUUGAUGUACAAGUUGAUAAACUUUAUGAAGAGUUAGACGUACAAUACUUUCUGAGAUAAAAAUGACGGAAAAAGACGCGGGUAGUGGAUAAUUCGAGAAUUUAAUUAGAAUUCGAUAUUUGUAAUAAAUAGUGAGCGAUUAAAGACAACAUCGUCUUAUGUAUGCAAUGAAUUCUCCUCUGACUCCCAAGACGUGACGUAAACAUGACCUGGUUUGAUCGAAUUUUAAUAGCAGGGCAUUCCUUCGCAAUUACAAUGUUUGAGAAGGAUUUGAAGCAUAAUUAUGACAAAUUAAUUAGUUUGAAUAUGUUUUUGGUCCAUAUAUACCAUUAAAUCACCAAGUUUGUACGCGGGAACCCAUCUUUAACAAUUAAUAGAUCACUAACUUAAAAACUAGAUUUAUGAUUUUAAAGGAAUGGUUUCUUUAAUUCUAUUUAUAAAUACAUAGGCUAAGCCUGUUCCCCAAUCCCAUUCAGACAUCCUGAAUAAAGAUAUUGUUUAUUAAAAAAAAUAAUAAAUAAUUAAUAGAUCACUAGCUUAAAAUACUUUUAUCAAAUUUCUAGUUAUGACCUCACGAGCCCCGCUCUCAGAUAAAGAAAACAUGUGACCAGGAUUUUGCUCCAGAGAGAAUCCUUGUCCCUUUGUUAUGUCAACAAAAGCCCUCAAUGCAAUUUUGUUUCUUUCAUCAGCACAUGCUAUCAUGUUACUGUCAGUGUUAAACAUAUAUUUCCUGCCCUAUCAUACUCUCUAUCAAGCCCACAUAAUCUGUUAGGCCGUAAACACAUCUAAAUUGUACUAUAUACAGUAACAUCAUUUUAACUAGCAUUUCUUCAGCUUUUCAUCUAUAUAUUUUUAUACGCCCACAUGGAAAUGUGGUUGUAUAGUGCCGUCGACCCCGUCCGUCUGUCAGUCCGUCCGUUGUCCACACUUUCUUGUUAACACUCCACAGACUCAUCCGAUUGAUUUGAAAUUGAAAUUUGUUGUUUACAUUAGUGAGAUGAAGAAUCCUAUUCAAUUUCCGUUAAUUUCUUCUUGAGUAGUUAUGGCCCUUGUUUCACUUUGUUGAAACUUGUGAAUGCUCCAGAUAACAGUUAAUCAUGCCAUGGGUUGUUGCCCUUGAUCAGUUUUUAUUGUCUUGUUAAUGCUGACAUAACCUACAAAAGAAUAUAUAUUUGAAAGUCUCUAUAGACCUCUUGGAAACUUAACUGUUAUGGAUGUAUGUUUUAUUACCGCCAACCUAUCUUUCUUGUCAUUAUAGUUUUUUUGGUAUGUAAAUAAUGGAAUAAAAGGGCAAUAUAGAUGAUAGUAAGGUAAUAACAAAUUUGUGUUGAAAAGGAUGAUUGUGGCAUGAAGAUUAACUUAAAAUGACUAGAUCUUUUCUCAUAACUAUCAAAAUACCAUACCAGAUCAACCCAAUUCAGUACUUAGUUGUUACAAGAUUUAAUAAUUUGGCUCCUUUAAGCCACUUUAGGCAUUCUUAUUAUUAAUGUAUAUUUUUGAAAAUGAUUAUCCUAGCAUUUAUACAAGGGGAUUACAAUAAGUUGUGGGCAUUCAUAGUCUUAUUUUAACAAUUUGCAAUAUAUACCUACUGUUACUGAAUGGGUGGUUAUCCCCCUCCCCACCAACCUCUUGUAUUCUAUCUUUUUAUAGUGGAAUACUACUUGGGGUCACAAAACGUGAAAGUUUCCCCGGUCCCUCUAGUCUAUAUAAAUUAUAUAUUAGGUCAUCACAUCUUAUAUGGAAAAAUCCAAAUGUUGAUACCAGUGAAUGUGUAUACUAAUAAUUGAUAUACAUUUUAUUUAAAUAUAAUAAAAACAUACUA